AUGUCUAAUAUUUAUAAAUUCAUAAUUAUUGUAGCAAGUCUUCCAAUUCAUGAUAAAAUUGAACAAGAACUGAAAGAACAAAACACAGGGAUUGUAAAGAUCAAAUUUCCUGUUAAAGAACUUGAUGAUCUUAAUGUACGAGAAAAAAUCCACAAUACAUUCAAUACUGAAAGAAUUGGAUUUGAUCUAUUCAUCAAAUGGAGAAAAAGAAAUGAUUCAUGCAAACCUCAAACUAUUUGUGUAGUCGAAAAUAGAGAUUUCAGACCUGAUAUUGCUCUUCCUACUGGACUAAACCUCUUUCAUGAUAAUCCUAAUCCUGGAAUUAAUACAACUAAUGCAACUAGUCAAUCUAUGUGUCCUACUAGCAUACUAUAUGUUUGUCAUUGGGAUUCAAAUAAUAACAAAAUCUGGUACCAAAUAGAUUGGAAUCAUUAUAUUACUCUUAGAUGUGGUCUAACAAUAGAUUUUAAUGUUAUACUUAUUGAGUUGGUUUAA
Racocetra persica is the source of this 495-nucleotide messenger RNA. The record is from the annotation of a GenBank genome assembly. NCBI's taxonomy places the organism in Eukaryota, Fungi, Glomeromycota, Glomeromycetes, Diversisporales, Gigasporaceae.